UUUUAGUUUAGUCAAUCUUAGCCGAGGAACUUAUUAACACAACUUUGUCAAGUACAUCAGUUUCUCAAUGGAUCAAGAAAUGGAAUUACCGCAAACUGACUUUACUGGCACUGACUCAGUUAUAACAAGUCAUCAAAUAGAGACAGACAAUGAAGCAAUACCAAGUGUUGCACCGACAACUGCGCCUGGUGGCCCACAGUCAGGAAAACAUGAAGAAUUCUCAGUAGAAAAGGUCCUAGAUAGAAGAAUAAAAAAUGGGAAAGUUGAAUAUCUUCUAAAAUGGAAAGGCUAUUCUGAUGAAGACAACACCUGGGAGCCGGAAGACAAUCUGGAUUGUCCGGAACUUAUUUCAGCAUAUGAAGAGGCGAGACUGAAGAGAGAAAGAGAGGCAGUACCUAAUGUGACAGAGUCUGUAGAAGACACUCCAACGAGAAAACGUUCUCGCAGAGCUGACAAGAAAAAAAAGAUUGAAGAAGUUGAAAAACCAAGAGGUCUCAGUCGAGGAUUGGCACCAAAGAAGAUUGUCGCUGGUCAACUAUUCCAUGGAACAUUAUAUUUCUUAGUCGAAUGGGAAGGUUGUAUGGAGUUGGAUGUUGUGGAGGGCCGUGCUCUGAGCGAGGCAUUCCCCCAC
Molecule: messenger RNA, 631 nt
Organism: Papilio polytes (common Mormon)
Lineage: Eukaryota; Metazoa; Arthropoda; Insecta; Lepidoptera; Papilionidae
Product: chromobox protein homolog 1-like
Exons: 5
Biological process (GO): negative regulation of transcription by RNA polymerase II; chromatin organization
Cellular component (GO): pericentric heterochromatin
Molecular function (GO): chromatin binding
Source: RefSeq, a predicted model, not a curated record